Messenger RNA from Schizosaccharomyces octosporus yFS286, 2061 nucleotides. Its product is annotated as tRNA (cytosine-5-)-methyltransferase. Lineage: Eukaryota; Fungi; Ascomycota; Schizosaccharomycetes; Schizosaccharomycetales; Schizosaccharomycetaceae. Gene Ontology annotation, biological process: tRNA methylation. Gene Ontology annotation, molecular function: tRNA (cytidine-N5)-methyltransferase activity; tRNA binding. The record is from RefSeq and is a predicted model, not a curated record. The coding region runs from base 1 to 2061 and encodes 686 amino acids. The transcript has 5 exons. Gene Ontology annotation, cellular component: cytoplasm; nucleus.
AUGGGUCGUAGGCAAUAUUCUGGUAAAAAAAAGAGAAACGACGAGUUUAUAGAUUGGAAUCAAGUACCACGAAGAAAUGAAGGUCUAGAAAAAUACUACAAGCUCCAAGCGCUUAUGUCAGACGAUGAAUUGGAGAGUUUGAUGUCAAAACUUGCUGAACCUUUGCCGACUACGUUUCGUAUUUCCUCUUGUAAUCAACAUGCGACUCAGGUUCGGGAUCAUUUCAUAAAGCAUUACUAUCCUUUAAUUGAGAACGUGGAAGUUGAGGGUACAAAGGUUUCACCUCCUGUCAUAUUACCAUGGUAUCCUAAUCAAAUGGCUUUCAUGUUGGAUAUUCCAAAGACUAUUAUUCGAAAGAGUCCUCCGUUAAAGCUACUUCAACAAUUUUUAGUUUUAGAAACCGAAGCAGGUGAUAUCAGCAGACAAGAGGCUGUAAGUAUGAUUCCUCCUCUUUUCCUUCACGUGAAAAACCAUCAUAAAGUUCUUGAUAUGUGCGCUGCUCCUGGAUCUAAAACUGCUCAGCUUCUAGAGGAGCUUCAUACUCCUGCAGAUGGCCAAGAGACAUUUGAAAGUCUGCUUCCUUCUGGUAUAGUGGUUGCAAAUGACGCUGAUAACAAACGAGCUCACAUGCUUGUCCACCAGAUUAAGAGAUUGAAUUCUCCAAAUGUAUUAAUCGUCAAUCACGAUGCAUCUUUCCUCCCUCAUUUCCACGUAGAAGUAGAUGGCCCAAAUGGGAAAGAAAAAUCCUACCUAAAAUUUGAUCGCAUCUUAGCUGAUGUUCCAUGCUCCGGUGAUGGCACAUUUCGCAAAAACAUCUCCCUCUGGAAUGAUUGGACAUUGAAGACAGCUCUUGGUCUACAUUCUACCCAAAUAAAAAUUUUGAAACGCGGUAUUGAUCUACUGGCUAGUUCUGGUCGUCUUGUCUACUCUACUUGUUCAAUGAAUCCAAUUGAAAAUGAAGCUGUCGUUGCAGCCGUUUUAAAAUCAAGCAAGGGCUCGGUUAGAUUGGUAGACGUAAGUAAUGAAAUACCUGAGCUGAAAAGAGGCCCUGGUGUGAAGCGUUGGACCGUUUGCGAUAGUGAGUUGAACGCCUACCCUUCAUUUGAAUCCCUUCCUAAAGAACUUAACGGAAAAAUGGCCAAGUCUCUUUGGCCACUACCUGAGGAAGAACUUACACAAAUGGGAAUUGAGAGAUGCAUGAGAGUAUAUCCUCAUCAUCAAAAUACGGGUGGCUUUUUCGUUGCCGUAUUCGAAAAAUGUGACAACUCAGAUGUCUCAAUGAAUAAAGACAUCGCUGAGCAAGAUAAUUCGGACGAUGUAGGUAAAAAUGUCGAUGUUGAGCAACCUAUGCCAAAAAAGCAGAAAUCAUCCAAUUUUGAAAAAAGAUUAAUGUCUGCCGAAAAUCGGGCUCUAAAAGCUGGGAACAAAUACCACGAACUAGAUCCUUUCGUUUAUAUUAAAGAAAAUGAUGAAAUGCUGAACAAAAUCUAUGAAUCAUUUAAAAUGGAUGAAAAAAAUUUGAAGAAAGAUUUGUUUUUUGUUCGGAAUCUUGAGGGAACAAUAUCGCGUGCUGUGUACAUUUCCAACAGUUUAUUUAAAAAUAUAAUUGAGUGUAAUCGAAACAGAGUUAAAUUCGUACAUGGGGGUCUGAAAAUUUUUGUUAAGCAAGAUUUUGGAAGCUUAUCUAAGGAAGUUGCUAAAGAUGCCAACGUCUGUGUUUUCCGUGUUCAAAGUGAUGGAUCAAGACUCGCGAGCCACUGUAUUAGCAAAGAUUCUGUUUUAACUACCAAUCUCUCAGAUUUGAUGAUUUUCUUAGAACACGAAGCCGUUACUGUAGACAACUUUCCGGAAGACAGUAUUUUCAGAAAGCAUUUCGAAAAACUUCCCUUAGGAAAUACCCUUCUUUACGUUGAUCUCAAAAAGGAAAAUAGCGUUAUCAAAAAAGACGUGUAUAUUCCUCUCUGGAGAAGUGUUCGUAUGUGUAAUGUCAUGAUUUCGAACGCCGAAAAAAGGACAUUAAAACUACAGAUUGAAGGACCCAGAAUUGAAGAUCAAGCUUAA